Molecule: messenger RNA, 10046 nt
Organism: Salvelinus namaycush (lake trout)
Lineage: Eukaryota; Metazoa; Chordata; Actinopteri; Salmoniformes; Salmonidae
Product: E3 ubiquitin-protein ligase MYCBP2-like
Exons: 47
Coding region: 383-8782 (2799 amino acids)
Cellular component (GO): nucleus
Source: RefSeq, a predicted model, not a curated record
GAAGUCCACUCCCAACCGCUUCACCAAGACGAGCCAGGGCCGCAGUUGGAACACGGGCAACGGCUCUCCAGAUGCCAUCUGUCUGACAGUGGACAAGCCUGGCGUGGUGCUGGUGGGUUUUUGUGUCUACGGCGGCGGAGGCAGCCAUGAGUACGAGUUGGAGGUGCUCGCUGAUGAUGCCCAGACGGAGCACCCUGGGGAUUCGGUCCACACCCACAGGUGGACGUCUCUGGAGCUGGUCAAGGGAACCUACAGCACCGAUGACUCUCCCAGCGACAUUGCCGAGAUACGCCUCGACAAGGCCGUGCCACUAAAGGAGGGUGUGAAAUAUGCUGUCCGCCUGCGUAACUAUGGCAGCCGAACGGCCAAUGGGGAUGGAGGGAUGACCACGGUUCAGUGUUCCGAUGGCGUGGCCUUUACCUUCAGAACCUGUAGCCUGAGCAGCAACGGGACCAACCAGACUAGAGGACAGAUACCACAGGUGCUGUACUACAGGAGUGAGUAUGACGGAGAUCUGCAGUCCCAGCUGCUGAGCAAAGCCAAUGAGGAGGACAAGAACUGCAGCAGGGCUCUCGCAGUGGUCAGUGCAGUGGUCAGAGCUGCCAAGGAUCUCCUUCACAGGGCGUUCACUGUCGACGAGGACAUCCCUGAGCUGCUGAGCUCGUCCAGCCUUUUCUCCAUGCUGCUCCCCCUCAUACUGGCCUACAUCGGCCCUGUGGCUGCCUCGGUACCCAAGGCCGCAGUGGAAGUCUUUGGUCUGGUCCAGGAGUUACUUCCUGCUGUCUCCGCUUUGAACCAGAAGUAUGCCCCACUGGCUUUCAACCCCAACCAAUCAACAGACAGCACCACGGGCAACCAGCUGGAGCAAGGCCUAUCAGCUUGCACCACCUCCAGUCACUAUGCUGUGAUAGAGAGUGACCACCCUUACAAGCAGGCCGGAGUCACACAGUAUAUGCUGUCAUUCCCGGACUGCGUGCGGUGGACCACCAUCGAGUUUGACCCCCAGUGUGGCACAGCCCAGCCAGAGGAUGUCCUCCGCCUGCUCAUCCCAGGCCAUUCGCUUCACCUGUCCAGCCUCGGCACCAAGCCCCUGGCCCACGACACCAUCAACACCUGGGUGGAGCUCAAGAAGAUCUCCGGCUCCAAUGGCUGGCCCACCACUGUCCUAGUGCUGCCAGGAAACGAGGCCCUGUUCUCCUUAGAAACUGCCUCUGACUACGUAAAAGACGAGAAGGCCUGUUUCUACGGCUUCAAGUGUGUUGCCGUGGGUUACGAAUUCAACCCCGGACCAGAUGAGGUUAUUAUCCAGCUGGAGAAGGAGUUGGCAUACUUGGGCAGUGUGUGUGCUGCUGCUCUCAUGAAGAAGGAUCUGGCUCUUCCUAUAGGGAAUGAACUUGAAGAGGACCUUGAGAUUCUUGAAGAGACCUCUCUCCAGGUGUGUAAGGCCCACACAGGUAUCCUGGGCAAGGGGCUGGCCCUGUCCCACUCCCCCACCAUCCUGGAGGCUCUGGAGGGCAACCUGCCCCUGCACCUGCAGACCAACGAGCACUCUUUCCUUGAGGACUUAAUCACCUGCGAGCAGAACUCCAGCGGAGGACGCCUGGCCAGGUGGCUGCAACCGGACUCAUACGCGGACCCCCAGAAGACGUCUCUGAUCCUGAACAAGGACGACAUCUGCUGCGGCUGGCCCACUACAGUGGCCGUCCAGACCAAAGACCAGUACGGAGACGUGGUGCAUGUGCCCAACAUGAAGGUGGAGGUGAAGGCGGUGCCUGUCUCCCAGAAGAAAUCCAUGCAGCAGGAGUGCAUGAGGAAGCUGCAGCGUCUCCCAGGCAGUGCCAACCCCUCCUCCUCGGGCACUGCUGACCUGACCUUCGGGGGCCUGCCCAUGCCCAAGCUGGAGGCCACUUACGAGCCCAUGAUCGUCAAGGAGGCGCGCUACAUCGCCAUCACAAUGAUGAAGGCCUAUGAGAAUUACUCGUUCGAGGAGCUUCGCUUUGCUUCGCCCACUCCAAAGAGGCCCAGUGAGAACAUGUUGAUCUGGGCCAACACAGACGGGACCUACAGCGCCAACUGGACCCCCGGGGCUGUGGGCCUCUAUACCAUUCACGUCACCAUCGACAGCAUCGAGAUCGAUGCUGGUCUGGAGGUGGAGGUGAAAGACCCUCCUAAAGGCAUGAUCCCACCUGGCACACAGAUGGUUAAACCCAAGGCCGAGCCCCAACCUAGCAAGGUCUGCAAAUUUGUGUCCAUGGACAGUGCAGGCCUCCGCGUGCGUAGUCACCCCUCCCUGCAGAGCGAACAGAUAGGCAUAGUGCAAGUCAAUGGCACCAUCACUUUCGUUGAUGAGGAGGCCAGGGGCCAAUUGGAGCAGUGUGUUAAGGAGGUGAGCGCCAGCGGCCGCCCCUCCCAAGAGGCCCCCUCCAUGCAGGAGCAGGACAGGGUGAGGCAGGGCGGCGGCGGCCCUGGGCUUUAUAAGGUAGUGAAGACGGGCCCCUCGGGUCACAACAUCAGAAGCUGCCCACACCUUAGGGGUAUCCCCAUUGGAAUGUUAGUACUUGGGAACAAGUUCAAGGCAGUAGGCGAGGUGAUAAACACAGAGGGGACGUGGGUCCAGUUGGACAAGAAUAGCGUGGUGGAGUUCUGCGAGAGCAACAAAGGAGAGGCCUGGGCUCUGGCCCGAGACCAUGGUGGAAACCAGUACCUACGACAAGGGGAAGAACAAAGCCUGCUAGAGCAUGGGACCCAGACCCCCCCAAAUAGCCCCUUUUCUGUCCAGGCCUUCAACAGUGCUGCUGGAGCCAUUGGGGCCUACGAGACACAGGGCUUCAACUAUGGCAUCUCAAACAACAAAGCCUCUAGACACCGGCAGAAAAGCCACUCCCCAAAACAGGAGGGUGGACGCUCCUCGGACCAUUCCAAAAGCAAAGACCUGUCGGCCAGCGAGGCUCUGAUCCUGAGGUCGGACACGGCCAAGUUGCGGUCAGACUCUCAUAGCCGCUCUCACUCGCCCAACCAUAACACCCUGCAGGCGCGGAAGGCCGAAGGGCGUGAUCGUAACUCCUCCGGGCUGCGCGCCGAGUCGCCCAACCCUGGCUCCCGCUCCUCCUCGCUCAAGCAGAAGGGCCUGUCCUCCUCCUCGGGGAAGUAUAGCCCCUCUAGCACCUCCUUGACGUGGUCCUCCUCCUCCCAGCAUGACAAGAACCUUGCUCAGGACAAGAACCAACUAAUUGACAAGAACAUGCCACCAGACAAGAACCAACCCCAUGACCAGAACCUCCCUCCCAAAGUCAGCCCCUCCAAGGCUCGGCUGGACCCGCCCAGAGAGAGGUCCAAGUCGGACUCGUACACACUGGACCCGGACACCCUACGGAAAAAGGUCCCUCUCACCUCGGAGCCACUGAGGGGAAGGUCCACCUCGCCUAAACCCAAACUAUCUCCCAAGGACAGGUGCAGCAAAGAAGGUGACAUGAACAUGGAGAACCGCAGCCCAUCGCCCCAUGUGACCCAGGAGGACCUCCACAGGGAGGUGGUGAUGUGUACGUCUAUUGCUCUUCUUUCCGAUGAUGAAGGAAAUGAUGAGAACGUUGACGUGAGCAACACAGAGGAGGGCUCUUCCAAUGUGCACUUCAGCAUCGGCAAGGUGCCCAUCAAGGAUGAGCUGGAGAGCAGCCGCUCGUCGCCAAAAGUCAGCCGCAAGACCUCCAGCCGCCACGUGCACCCCAAGAAGGACAAGUCUGGCCCGCUCUUCAAGGGCGAGAGCUCAUCAAGGCUCACCGAGACCACCAAGCAGGCUAUGUCGCCCUCGGUGGCAGAGUGCGCCCGGUCGGUCUUCGCCGCGUUCCUCUGGCACGAGGGCAUUGUCCACGACGCCAUGGCCUGCUCCUCGUUCCUCAAGUUCAACCCGGAGCUGACCAAGGAGCACGCGCCCUUGCGCAGCUCGCUGGGUGGCCAGGGCGGCCAAGAGGAGAAGGAGAGCAAGCUGAUGAACCGCCACUCGCUGGAGAUAUCCUCGGCCCUCAAUAUGUUCAACAUUUCCCCACACGGGCCCGACAUCUCCAAGAUGGGCAGCAUCAACAAGAACAAGGUCCUGUCCAUGCUCAAAGAGCCACCACUGGCCGAGAAGUGCGAGGACGGCAAGGGGGAGCCCGUCUCCCACGAGAUGACCUCUCAUCCCUUCAUGAGGGCCAAGUCCAACCUGCCGCUCACACUCCAGCACCUUGUUGCAUUCUGGGAGGACAUCUCCAUGGCGACCAUCAAUGCAGCCACCCAGAACAUGAUUUUCCCCAGCCCGGGCUCCAGCGCCAUCCUGAAGAAAAAGGAGAACGAGAAGGACAGUAAGAAGUCCAAGAAGGAGAAGAAGAAAAGAGAGAAGGCGGAGGUGCGCCCCAGGGGGAACCUGUUUGGUGAGAUGGCCCAGCUGGCCAUCGGGGGACCGGAGAAGGACACCAUCUGUGAGCUUUGUGGGGAGUCACACCCUUACCCUGUCACCUACCACAUGAGGCAGGCCCACCCAGGUUGUGGUCGCUACGCGGGAGGCCAGGGCUACAACAGUAUCGGCCACUUCUGUGGGGGCUGGGCAGGAAACUGUGGAGACGGAGGGGUCGGUGGAAGUACCUGGUACCUGGUGUGUGACCGCUGCAGGGAGAAGUACCUGAGAGACAAGCAGACUGCGGCCAGGGAAAAGGUGAAGCAGUCGAGGAAGAAGCCCCUGCAGUUGAAGAUGCCGCGGGCGCUGCCCACCAUGGAGGCCCACCAGGUGAUCCGUGCCAACGCCCUUUUCCUGCUUUCCCUACGCAGCGCCGCCAAGCCCAGCCUGCUGUGCCACCACCCGCCUCGCCCGCUUCACUCCAUGCUGCCCAGCCUCAAGGAGGGCGUCUCCGACGAGAUGCCCAACAAAAUGGGCUGCCUCUACCUGCAGAUGCUGGCCAGGCAACACACAGAGAACUUUGGUGGGUACCAGGAUGAGAACCUGUUCCAGGAUGAGAUGAGGUACCUACAUUCCACGUCUGUCCCUGCACCCUACAUCUCAGUCACCCCCGACGCCUGCCCCAACGUGUUCGUGGAGCCCGAGAGCAACAUGAAGUCUAUGCCACCCAGUCUGAAGACCAGCCCAAUCACAGAUAGUGACUUGUCCAAGAGGACGGUGUUCCAGAGGUCUUACUCUGUAGUGGCCUCCGAGUAUGACAAGAAGCACUUGGCCUCUCCAGCCAGGGUCAAAGCCGUGCCCAGACGCGGAGUCCACAGUGGGGAUGCAGAAGUGGGUUCUUCUCUGUUGCGCCGCCCCUCCCCGGAACUGUCCCGUCUUAUCUCGGCCCACGGAUCCCUCAGUAAGGGCGAGAGGAACUUCCAGUGGCCUGUCCUGGCCUUCGUCAUCCAGCACCAUGACCUGGAGGGACUGGAGGUGGCCAUGAAGCACGCCCUGCGCAAGUCCGCCUGCAGGGUCUUCGCCAUGGAGGCGUUCAACUGGCUGCUGUGUAACGUGAUCCAGACCACCUCGCUGCACGACAUCCUGUGGCACUUUGUCGCCUCCCUCACCCCGUCACCCUUUGAACCCGAGGAAGAGGAGGAGGAAGAAAACAAAGCCCCCGGGAACAAGAAAAUUGUGAUGGAGCAGGAGAGAGACCUGGCUGUGUGUGAGCACCCGCUGUCUGACAUUGUGAUUGCCGGGGAGGCUGCCCACCCCCUCCCCCACACCUUCCACCGCCUCCUCCAGACCAUCUCCGACCUCAUGAUGUCACUUCCUAGUGGCAGCUCCCUGCAGCAGAUGGCCCUCAGGUGUUGGAGUUUGAAGUUCAAGCAGUCUGACCACCAGUUCCUGCACCAGAGCAAUGUGUUCCACCACAUCAACAACAUCUUGUCCAAGUCGGACGACGGCGACAGCGAGGAGAGCUUCAACAUCAGUGUGCAGUCUGGCUACGAGGCCAUGAGCCAAGAGCUGUGCCUGGUGACCUGUCUGAAGGACCUGACCAGUGUGGUGGACAUCAAGACGUCCAGCCGUCCGGCCAUGAUCGGCAGCCUGACGGAUGGCUCAACUGAGACCUUUUGGGAGUCGGGCGAUGAGGACAAGAACAAGACCAAGUGCAUUACCAUCAGCUGCGUCAAAGGCAUCAACGCCUCUUACAUCACUGUGCACGUGGACAACUCCCGUGACAUUGGGAACAAAGUCACCUCCAUGACGUUCCUGUGUGGCAAAGCCGGGGAGGACCUCUGCAGAAUCAAACAGAUCGACCUCGAUUCGCGUCACAUGGGCUGGGUGACCAGCGAGUUUCCUGGGGGAGACCACCAUGUGAUCAAGGUGGAGCUGAAGGGGCCCGAGAACACGCUGCGGGUGCGCCAGGUCAAGGUGCUGGGCUGGAAGGCUGGCGAGAGCAUCAAGAUUGCGGGGCAGAUCUCGGCCAGCGUGGCCCAGCAGAAGAACUGCGAGGCCGAGACACUCCGCGUUUUCCGCCUCAUCACAUCACAGGUAUUUGGGAAGCUAAUCUGCGGAGAUGCUGAGCCCACCCCUGAAAAGGAGGAGAAGAACCUGCUGUCAUCACCAGAGGGGGAGGACAAGGCGCCGUCAGACGCAGACCUGAAGGAACACAUGGUGGGCAUCAUUUUCAGCCGGAGCAAGCUGACCAACCUGCAGAAACAGGUGUGCGCCCACAUCGUCCAGGCCAUCCGCAUGGAGGCGACCCGGGUGCGCGAGGAGUGGGAGCAUGCCAUCUCCAGCAAGGAAAACGCCAACUCGCAGCCCAGCGACGACGCCGCCUCCUCGGACACCUCCUCGGACGCCUACUGCUUCGAGCUGCUCUCCAUGGUGCUGGCGCUGAGCGGCUCCAACGUAGGCCGCCAGUACCUGGCCCAGCAGUUGACACUGAUGCAGGACCUGUUCUCGCUGCUGCACACGGCCUCGCCCCGUAUCCAGAGACAGGUGACCUCUCUCCUCCGUCGUGUCCUCCCAGAGGUGACACCCGUGCGCCUGGCCAGCAUCAUCGGCAUCAAGGCCCUGCCGCCUGCCGAUAUCAGUGACAUCAUCCACUCGACCGAGAAGGGUGACUGGAACAAGCUUGGCAUCCUGGACAUGUUCCUGGGCUGCAUCGCCAAGGCACUCACCGUGCAACUCAAGGCCAAGGGAACCACCAUUGCUGGCACGGCGGGCAUGGCGGCAGGCAAGGGCAUCACUACUGUCACGCUGCCCUUGAUCUUCAACUCCAGCUACAUUCGCCGGGGGGAGAGCCACUGGUGGAUGAAGGGAUCCACUCCCCCUCAGAUCGCUGAGAUCAUCAUCAAGCUGGUCAAAGACAUGGCUGCCGGGCACCUGUCGGACGCCUGGUCUCGGGUGACGAAGAACGCCAUCGCUGAGACCAUCAUGGCUCUCACCAAGAUGGAAGAGGAGCAUCGCUCGCCAGUCCGUUGCAUCGCCACCACCCGGUUGUGGCUUGCUCUGGCCUCUCUGUGUGUGCUGGACCAGGAUCAUGUGGACAGGCUGUCCUCAGGCCGCUGGAUGGGCAAAGACGGACAGCAGAAACAGAUGCCCAUGUGCGAUAACCAUGACGACGGCGAGACAGCAGCCAUCAUCCUGUGUAACAUGUGUGGUAACCUGUGUACCGACUGUGACCGCUUCCUCCACCUGCACCGACGCACUCGCUCCCAUCAGAGACAGGUGUUUAAGGAGGAGGAGGAGGCAAUCAAGGUGGACCUCCACGAGGGCUGUGGGAGAACAAAGCUCUUCUGGCUCAUGGCUCUGGCCGACUCCAAGACCAUGAAGGCCAUGGUGGAGUUCAGGGAGCACACGGGGAAUCCAGCCUCCUGCAGCUCAGACGCCUGCAGGUUCUGUGGCACCAGGAACGGCACCGAGCUCUCGGCUGUGGGCAGUGUCUGCUCUGACCCAGACUGCCAGGAGUAUGCCAAGGUGGCGUGCAGUAAGACCCAAGCAUGCGGCCACCUCUGUGGCGGGGUGAGGAAUGAGAAGAGCUGCCUGCCCUGUCUGCACGGCUGCAACAAGAGCACAGGCUGCCUGAAGCAGGACGCCGACGACAUGUGCAUGAUCUGCUUCACUGAGGCGCUCUCUGCCGCUCCCGCUGUCCAGCUGGACUGCGGUCACGUGUUCCACCUCCAGUGUACCCGUCGUGUUCUGGAGAACCGUUGGCUCGGGCCCAGGAUCACCUUCGGCUUCAUGUCCUGCCCCAUUUGCAAGAACAAGAUCAACCACUCGGUCAUCAAGGACCUGCUGGACCCUAUCAAGGAGCUGUUUGAGGACGUACAGAGGAAGGCUCUGAUGAGGAUGGAGUACGAGGGGCUGCACAAGAGCGAGGCCAUCACCACGCCCGGUGCCCGCUUCCACAACGACCCGGCCGGCUUCGCAAUGAAUCGAUACGCCUACUACGUCUGCUACAAGUGCCAAAAGGCGUACUUUGGGGGAGAGGCGCGCUGUGACGCGGAGGCAGGACAGGGAGACGACUACGACCCCAGCGAGUUGAUCUGUGGAGCAUGCUCAGAUGUGUCCAGGGCACAGAUGUGUUCCAAGCACGGGACAGACUUUCUGGAGUACAAAUGCCGGUACUGCUGCUCGGUGGCUGUGUUCUUCUGCUUCGGCACCACUCACUUCUGUAACGCCUGCCACGAUGACUUCCAGAGGAUGACCAGCGUGCCCAAGGAGGAGCUGCCUCACUGUCCUGCAGGUCCAAAAGGCAAGCAGUUGGAGGGGACUGAGUGCCCCUUACACGUGGUUCACCCACCCACCGGCGAGGAGUUUGCCCUGGGCUGUGGAGUGUGCAGGAACGCCCAUAGCUUCUAAAAACACCCAGGUCUGAAAACUGAGAGACACGUACCGAACACUUCUCCUACUGGGACUGCAGGAUGUUGGCUGCAGCCUGAGCCCAGCCUGUCAAGUAUCUCCUCGUGUUGGCUUUCAUGUUGUCAGAUGGCCCUGGACACUGGAUCAGGCUUUCUACCAUACCCAAGAGUCCCAAGUUGUGCUCUUCUACCUACCAACCAGAGUCUUCGAGGCUACUACAAAACACACAGAGUUGAGGCUCUCUAUGUGCAUUCCAGAGGAAACUCUAAUAUAAUAAUGAAACUUGUGUCCUGUUUGCAUGUGGCCGUUGUAACCCCUUGGCUUCCAUAGAAGUUGCACACCUCCCGAUCACUGAAGUGUAACAAUGUAUUGAAUAUAGUUUUUUUGCUUAAGGCAAUUAGGAUGAACUUGGGAUAUAUACAAGAAAAAAGAUGAGACGGGCUGUAUUUCCAGCUUCCUAACAAUGAAUUCAAAAUAUUGUUGUAUGUAAACAGACUUUUUUUGUAAUCCUGUACAUUAUUAUUAUGUCGAGUGCAUCAUGGGUUGACAGACCAAAAAAAUUAAGUGAAUAAUUCUGAUAAGGUGGUGAAAAAGACUUAUGAAUAUGGUUUGGAGCAAAAUAGUGUGCAGUUGAUCUAAUCUUGUAUAUAAUGAUGUAUUCUGAAGUUGCUGCUCUACACUUCAAUUUUGUUUGAUAUUCUGGUUUAUGUUUUGAGCCAGAACUUUUAAUGAAGUGCAAUACUGGGUGUGCCUCCUAUCUUGCAGCUGUUUAUCCUAUGGAAUGUAUGUCAAUAAAAGCCACUGUACAUUUUUAUACGGCGAUAAACAGUCGUAUUCCCCCAAUUCAAAAUGUCAGAUCACUUCUGUUCUCUGAAAAUGAUGAGGAGCCCAGCGUCUGCAGUGUAUGAAGGUCGAUUGAUGUGAACACUUUUUUCUGCUCCACAAUCAGAAAAAUUACGCUGCGGUAAAACCCUUUUUUCUGUGUUUUUUUUUAACAACUCAGAAGGUGAGUAUGCUGUAGGCUACCAUUCUAUUGUAAAUGUCCGGUAACUCAACGUGUUGGGGGGGCCAGUCUUCAGAACCAAAUGGUAAAAAUAAUUGUGAAUCCGUGAUGCUUUUCCAUCAGUAGGAGGCAGGGGGGACAUGGGUCUGGGUAUGGGGGUCUGAGAAAAAACAAACGGCUGUUAUAAAAGCGUAUUACUUGUAAUAUCUGUGGUGAAUGGAUUUGAAUGGAAAUAAACCAGGUUCUCUGUUUCGCAAGGUA